UUUAUAAUUCAAAAGAUGAAUUAAACGACGUAUACGCACUGAACAAGGUGUACGGCAAAAUGUCGGUGGCGGUAAUAGGCGCCGGUGCCAGCGGACUUACGGCCAUAAAAUGUUGCCUUGAUGAGGGCCUGGAACCAGUCUGCUUUGAGCGGUCCCCCUACAUUGGAGGUCUGUGGCACUACACUACCGAUGCCGAGGAGGGUCAGGCAUGUGUGAUGAAGUCGACCGUGAUCAACACUUCGAAAGAGAUGAUGUGUUACAGCGACUUUCCGAUUCCGGCCGAGUAUGCCUUCUACAUGCACAACACCAAAGUGGACAGUUAUCUUAACAUGUAUGCGGACAAAUUCAACUUGAAGAAGUACAUACAGUUGAAUACAGAUGUUCUCAGCGUAAAGCCAUCAGAAUCGGUUGAUGGUAAAUGGGACAUAGUCACAAAGGUAAAAGGAUCGAGUGACACGAAUGCCCAAACCUUUGACACUGUGUUGGUCUGCACGGGUCAUCACGCCGACAAGAACAUCCCGGACUUUCCUGACCUUGACAAGUUCAAGGGCAAGGUCGUACAUACCCAUGACUACAGGGAUUACCAUGGCUACGAGGACAAACGCGUUCUUAUCAUUGGGAUCGGAAAUUCUGGUGGAGAUGUAGCCACGGAGCUGAGCAGAAUUUCUUCCCAGAUAUAUUUGAGCACACGUUCCGGGUCCUGGUUUUAUCAUCGUGUUGCUGACAAUGGGGACCCUAUUGACAUGCUUUUGUUCACAAGGUUCCUCACGUGGCUACGAACCCUGUUCCCGUACUUCGCUGGUCUGUUUGUCAAGUACAAGCUCAACAGCCGAUUUGACCAUGCCAAGUACUCCAUACAACCCAAUUACCUUCCGCUAAAUGCUCACCCAACCGUGAACGACGAACUACCAAACAGGAUUGCAUCUGGUGGAGUGAUUGUCAAAGCUAAUGUCAGCCAUUUCACGGAGACUGGUGCUGUGUUCGACGAUGGUACAACAGAAGAAAACAUUGACUGUGUUGUUUUGGCAACUGGCUAUAUUUUUGGCUUUCCCUUUCUGAAUAAAAGUGUUAUAGACGUGAAAAACAACAAAGUAGAGUUGUUCAAGUAUAUGUUUCCUCCUGACCUCAAGAAACCAACGCUUGCGGUGAUCGGAUGCAUUCAACCACUCGGUUCAAUAAUGCCGAUCAGUGAAAUGCAGUGUCGAUUGGCGGCCAGAGUGUUUAAUGGUAAGUCCCAGCUACCUGACCGAUCUUCGAUGUGGGAGGACAUCCGCGGGAAGCAGGAGGCGAUGGCCCGGCGUUAUAAGGCGUCUCCGAGACAUACCAUACAGGUCGAGUACAUCACAUUCAUGGACGAACUAGCCGAGCUUAUCGGAUGUAAACCGGAUAUAGCAAAAUUACUAUUGAGCGACCCUUUACUGGGCUGGAAUGUGCUGUUUGGCCCAGGGACCCCCUACCAGUACCGCAUUCAGGGCCCCGGGACAUGGAAGGACUCCCGGAAGUGCAUCCUUACACAAUGGGAGCGGACGUAUGCGCCCCUAAAAACCAGGCCCUUGCCGGUUCCAGACGCUGGCACAGCCGAUUCGCCCAAUAUUUCCGCUCUGCAGCUAUUGAUAAAUAUUCCAGUCUUCAUAUAUCGAUACUUAUUCACCACAAAUAAGAAAUAAUAAACAGGUAAGAAAAUAGGAACAAAUUUUGCAUAUUUAUAUAGUAUUAAAAGUUAAAUAAAAUGGUUUAAC
Molecule: messenger RNA, 1739 nt
Organism: Mya arenaria
Lineage: Eukaryota; Metazoa; Mollusca; Bivalvia; Myida; Myidae
Product: flavin-containing monooxygenase 5-like
Exons: 8
Coding region: 60-1667 (535 amino acids)
Molecular function (GO): flavin adenine dinucleotide binding; NADP binding; N,N-dimethylaniline monooxygenase activity
Source: RefSeq, a predicted model, not a curated record